UCGAAGCCCUAGGCGGCUUGGCCUGAAUAUUGAUUCCGAAAUUCGAUCUCGAUCUUCAGUUUCCGUUAGGGUUUUCGGGGUUUCUUUGCUCCGGGAAGUCGAUUUUUGAAGAAUGUGAUGUAGUUUUCUUUCUCAAUCAUGGUUUGAUUUGGGUUCUUCAAUGAUGGUGAUUUGGGACGGGAAAAUGAUUCGGAGGAUGAGGAUUCCGAUGAGGGUUUGGUUAAUUUUUCAAAAAUCUAUGGGGCUCCUCGUGGGUGGAAAUCACACAUCUUCCAGGUUUUGUACUCGAACGAACUCUGAGCGGGGAUUGGGGGUGGAGAUUGAAGAGAUGAAUUUGAAGGCUGUGAAAUGGCAGAUCAUUCAUGGGGCAUUGGCCAGGCGCAUUGUUGUUCGAAUUUUCCUUCUCGCCUUGACUGUUUCGGCUGUUCCUUUGUUGCAUAUUUUUAUGGGGGCUGAUUUUGGAGUGAUUCCCUCGGUGAUCUUUCGCGAUUGUGCUGUGAAGUAUGGUGACAUGGAAGCAAAAGUUUCUCGGGGAUCGUAUAUGUUUCAAGGUCAUUUUCUGAAUCCAAUUUGGGUGCCAUUUGUAGCGAUGCACUGUGAGGAGUAUAAGAAUCUGACGACUAAUGUCGUUGCUGAGUUAAUGGAGAAGAAACUUUUGAAUCAUAGUGCUAAAUCUCUGUGUGUUGGAGAGGGAUCGGGAUCUGCCGUUUUGGCACUGAGGGACAUUGGAUUCAGCGAUGUUAUUGGUGUUGAUCAACACCGUUUUUUCUCUCUAAGGAGAAAACAAUUCGUUUACGAACUGGACUUUAAGAGUGGAUACUUUGAUUUUGUUUUCUCUAGAGAUCUAGACAGGCAUUCGGUCCCUGCACUUUUGGUGCUCGAGAUCGAGCGCGUGCUUCGGCCUGGUGGAAUUGGGGCUGUUAUUGUGUCCUCGAGUGGGUCAAUGCCAAAUAAUUUGAUUAGAGCUGCGACUCCAGUUUCAUCUUUGCUGAAAACUUCCACUGUGAUGCAUGUUGGCCAUGUUAACAACUUAACUCUGGUUGUAUUUAAGAAGAAACUCGAAGAACAUCGCCAUUUGGAGCGUCGCAUGUCGUCUGAAUGUCGCUCUCUGACAAGGAACAAGCCUUUGAUUCGAAAACUGGAGCCUCUUGUGAAGGAAGGACCUGUGGGAUUUGAUAAAAAGUUGUCUUAUUUACCAAAGUUUGUUGAUGUUUCCAGUGGGAAAAGGUUGAUAUAUGUUAAUAUUGGAACAGGGAAACGCUUGAACCACACAAACACAGAUUGGUUUCCACCUUCCUAUCCUGUGGAUCGCAGAGAUUUUAAUGUUUAUUUUGUUGAUCAUGACAUGUCUUAUCUCGCCACCCAUAUUCAUAACCCUGGAGUCACGUUUGUUUAUCAUCCUGCCCUAGCAGGAAUUGAUCAGACAACAGAUAGCGACGAUGCGGCCGAUGACGAAGAUGAAGAGCCUUACAUUGACGACGAGUUUGAUUUCCUGUCUUGGUUCAAGGAAACUGUGCAGCAUUCUGAUUUCGUCGUCUUGAAGAUGGAUGCAGGGAAGGAAGAACUGAAGUUUCUGUCAGAUUUGUUCGAAAGUGGGGUUAUUUGCUGGGUGGAUGAGGUGUUCCUGAGCUGCAGAGAUGGAGUUGAUGAAGAAGAUGGUGAUCUGAAGAAAAGAGAAUGUAUGGAUUUGUACAAGGAUUUGAGGAACAGUGGUGUUUAUGUUCAUCAAUGGUUUCUUGAUGCUGCUCCUUCAUCCAUGAAAAUCUGAAGUUGUCUAGUUUGGUUCAUGGUUGGUGAGUAAGAAUGCUGAUGAGUUGCUAUGUGGUUGAGCGCUCAAUUAGACUUAUUAUAAUAAGCAACCACUUUGUUUACUAUUUUCUGCUCUUACUUUUUUCAAGUAUUGAAGCAAUGAACUGAAUCUGCAUCGUUUUUGUUUAUAAUAAAGAACUCUUGUACGAGUUUGCUUUA
Molecule: messenger RNA, 1968 nt
Organism: Cucumis melo (muskmelon)
Lineage: Eukaryota; Viridiplantae; Streptophyta; Magnoliopsida; Cucurbitales; Cucurbitaceae
Exons: 2
Coding region: 161-1768 (535 amino acids)
Molecular function (GO): S-adenosylmethionine-dependent methyltransferase activity
Source: RefSeq, a predicted model, not a curated record